UGACCUCUCACCUCUGACCCAGUGCCCCCUACUGGUGCGGACCACCUCUGAUCCUACCGUGAUGAGCGGGUGCGGCAGGAAGGCUCUGGCAUUGCUGAGCAGCGUGUUUGCGGUCAGCGGGCUGGGGCUUCUGGGAGUUGCGGUCUCUACAGACUACUGGCUGUACCUGGAGGAGGGGGUCAUCCUGCCCCUGAACCAGACCACUGACAUCAGGACCUCCCUGCACUCUGGACUCUGGAGAGUCUGCUUCCUGGCAGGUGAAGAGGCAGGUCGCUGUUUCACCAUCGAGUACAUCAUGCCCAUGAACUUACAGCUCACCUCUGAGUCCACAGUCAGUGUACUUAAGAUGAUUCGUUCAGCCACUCCGUUUCCUCUGGUCAGUCUGUUCUUCAUGUUCAUCGGCUUUGUGCUAAACAACAUCGGACACGUCCGACCUCAUCGCACCAUCCUGGCCUUUGUCUCCGGAAUCUUCUUCAUCCUUUCAGGUCUGGCUCUGGUGGUAGGUCUCGUGUUGUAUAUAUCCAGUAUUAAUGACGAGAUGUUGAACAGGACUAAGAGCAGUGAGUCCUACUUCAGCUACCGGUACGGCUGGUCCUUCGCCUUCGCUGCCAUCUCCUUUCUGCUCACUGAGAGUGCGGGCGUCAUGUCCGUCUACCUGUUCAUGAAGCGCUACACAGCCGAGGAAAUGUACCAGCGCCACCACCCCGGCUUCUACCGGCCACGCCUCAGUAACUGCUCUGACCACUCCGGUCAGUUCCUGCACCCGGAGACCUGGGCACGCGGACGCAGCCCCUCGGACAUCUCCAGUGAAACCUCACUCCAGAUGAGCACCAGCUACCCGGCCCUGCUCAAGUGCCCCGACUACGACCAGGUCUCCUCCUCACCCUGCUGAAUGGGUCAUCAGGUCAGGGCAGGUCGCCAAGGUCAAGGGUGAGAAGUCAUAGGUGAUGUUGCUUUUCGAUACUGAUCUAAGAUCAGCUUUCUUUUUAAAGUUAUCUGGAAUCUGUGGAGGGUUGCUGGGAAGUUGCUGGGUGUGGAUAGAACCUCCCGCCUGCAUAGUUUACUGGGAGAUCAGUCCCAGUAGAUAUACAGGGAAGCCUCUGUCUCUUUAUUUUGUUGUUGUUCGUUCCCAUUGUGAUGCUGUGCCCUGGACCUUGUUUGAAAACGUCUACCAGCCAUGUUUGCUGCUGAGGCAACAGUUGAUGCCGCUGUGCCACAUCUUACCUACAGAUGGCAGCAAAGUGCAUAGUUUUUUCAGGAGUAUUCACUUCUCACAUAUUUUCUAUUAUAUCUGGAUACUUACUGCCACUGGUUAGUUAACUUGACGAGGACCAAACUAACAUUUACACAAAUGUUUGAACGGGAACAAUACAUGUCACUGUGUUAAAGCUGUAAUCAGCAGUUGAAACAAUAACAAAGUGAACUCCCAUCCCAUUUCAGUAAAAAGCUGACGAAUGGGGCUAGAGAAAUGUAACCACUCUCAAAUUCAUAGACAGAGCUAUGGAUGCAAGGACUGGCCAUCCAUGAUAUCUAAAUUAUUGUUACCAUGUUUUGAAGGUAUAUAGUGUUUGUUUACUUUUAUUUUGGUUUCUGAUGGUUACGACAGUUGAAUUAAGCACGAGGCAUUUGUAAUAUUAUAACAUCAUAUUCUUAAGAGGUCCAAAAAUGGAUGAAACAACUGCAGAUUGCACCUUUAAACGUGUGAUAUGUUCAAUUGUGUAGUUUGCUUCAUGUUGGAGUUUUUGAAUUGAUGUGUCCCUGCUGGCUCACGGAUCUGCCAACAUGACGUUUUCAUGUUAUGGAAUCUCUGCUUUGUUUAUGUAUCAUGUAAAAAUGAAUGAUUUGAAAAGCGAUUGGUAUUUACUCUUAGACAGAUUGUUUAUACAUGCAUAUGGAUAACUGUUGUACAUUGUAUGAAUAUAGCGAACCAUUGUAAAACAAGUCAAAUGUGUAGUCGCUGCUUAAAAUGAUUCAUUCUGAGUGUCAGCUUCAUGCCGUCGGCAUAGCAACUGUUGCAUACUAACUGUACUGUACAAUAUCUGGAGAAUAUCUAAAUGUGGGAAAUAAAUAGAC
This is a messenger RNA of Oncorhynchus nerka (sockeye salmon), 2073 nucleotides long. RefSeq names its product voltage-dependent calcium channel gamma-5 subunit. The transcript has 5 exons. Gene Ontology annotation, molecular function: voltage-gated calcium channel activity; channel regulator activity. Bases 62 to 892 code for a protein of 276 amino acids. The record is from RefSeq and is a predicted model, not a curated record. Lineage: Eukaryota; Metazoa; Chordata; Actinopteri; Salmoniformes; Salmonidae. Gene Ontology annotation, biological process: neurotransmitter receptor transport, postsynaptic endosome to lysosome; neurotransmitter receptor internalization; calcium ion transport. Gene Ontology annotation, cellular component: postsynaptic density membrane; AMPA glutamate receptor complex.